Molecule: messenger RNA, 2292 nt
Organism: Vitis vinifera (wine grape)
Lineage: Eukaryota; Viridiplantae; Streptophyta; Magnoliopsida; Vitales; Vitaceae
Product: phosphoenolpyruvate carboxylase kinase 1
Exons: 2
Coding region: 1228-2043 (271 amino acids)
Biological process (GO): peptidyl-serine phosphorylation; protein autophosphorylation; intracellular signal transduction
Cellular component (GO): nucleus; cytoplasm
Molecular function (GO): ATP binding; calmodulin binding; calcium/calmodulin-dependent protein kinase activity
Source: RefSeq, a predicted model, not a curated record
UUUAAUAAACUUUGUUGUCAAUUUCUUUCCGGCAAGCAAUUUUCAAAUCCUUCAUGAUCUUUAAAAUGUUUUAAAAAAUGGGCAAAAAUUAAAUUCCAUAAUUCCAAGUGAUGAAAUUUAUGGAAUUGAUUCAUGCAAAAUAAUUGGGCUUUGGUGGGGGCCCGACAUCAAAUAAAUUUCCUUUGAAAUAAAAAUGAAUUUGAAUGAGAUGUCAUGCAUGCUAUUAGUGUUUCUUUAUCUGGUUUGAUGAUAUGAGUGAUAUACUUCAUGCUCAUUACUAUGCGCUAAUCCCAUUUUGUGAUAGCGCGUUGCCAUUUGCUGAUCAGGUACGCAUCCACUUUCACUUCGGUUAUCCUCUAUUGCAUAUUCUGAUACUCAUAUGUGCAUGAUUGAUUCGAGUAUUCAUUGAUUUUCUCAUUGAUUGCCAUGUCAGCUUCAUCUCAUUAGUAGAGACCCGACUUUAGGGACUUAGAGAGGUGCUACGGUCUUUACCGUACCUUCCCAAUAAGUAACCUGACCCCCGAACCCGAUCCGGUUUUUCACAGACAGCCUUUUCCAAAAUAAGGAGUCACACUUAGGGUUUUUCUUUCUUAUUUUGUUUACCCUUUAAAAAUAAAACAAAAAUAAGUGGCGACUCCAAGUCAUUUUCAAAUAAUCAAUAAAAAUCAAAAUUUUCAAAUAAUAAAAAUCGAGCUCGCCAUCGAGUGGGAAACGCAUUGAGCCGAAAUGCGGGGUCCACAAUAUGGAAAAUUAAUUAUACACAUAUUACGUAUAAAAUUAUAAAUCCUACGAUAAUUAAAUAAAAGAAACUAAAUUUAGAUGAUAUUUAGAUAUAAAUAAUUAAGAUUAACAUAAAUAGAAAAAAAGAAAAAAAAAAAAGAAAAAAGAAAGAAAGAAAAAGGCUCUAUAAGCUAUAAUGACGUAAAAAAGCUUUUUAAUGUUAAAAUCUAAAAAAUAAAAAAAUAAUAAUAAAAAGGGGAGAGAUGCGACAAAACUCUACUGAAACUUCAAAACUUAGCGUAAAUAAGGACAAUUUUGGAAACCAGCUGUUCAGGCAGUUUGGCCAACGGGGAGAAAUCUGAGCCGUUGGAUUUGUUAAAGGGCGAAUCCGUGGGCCCAAUAGUCCACCAGAGCAACGAAUAUUCCUAAAUUAUGCGGCCCUGGUGCUAUAAGACUAUUAACGCAAAGAAGAAGCCGGAACAAAGUCAGUAACUCAAAACGAAGCUAAUGUCAGAAGCGUUGAAGAGAGAUUACCAACUGUGCGAGGAGAUCGGUCGGGGACGAUUCGGCACUGUUUUCCGGUGCUUUUCCCCCGUCGCUGAAGAAUUUUUCGCCUGCAAAUCCAUCAACAAGCGAGCUCUAUCCGACCCCGUCGACCGGGAGUGUCUGGAGAAGGAGCCCAAGGUGAUGUCUUUACUCGCUCCUCACCCUCACAUUCUUCAGAUCGUCGGGAUCUAUGAAGAUGAAGCCAGUCUUCACAUGGUCAUGGAGCUCUGUGAUUCCUCCGAUCUUUUCGCUCGAAUCAACAAUCAAGGGUUCUUUCAUGAAUCGGAGGCGGCUUCUGUGAUGAAGCCGUUGCUGGAGGCUAUCGCGCAUUGUCACCGUAACGGCGUCGCUCACCGGGAUAUCAAGCCGGAUAAUGUGAUGUUUGACUCGCGGCAGAGGCUGAAACUGGCAGAUUUUGGGUCAGCGGAGUGGUGCGGAGAGGGAAGGGGGAUGAAAGGAGUCGUCGGCACGCCGUACUAUGUGGCGCCGGAAGUGCUUUCCGGCAUUGAGUACACUGAGAAAGUGGACGUGUGGAGCGCCGGAGUGAUUUUGUACGUAAUGUUGGCGGGAGUUCCUCCUUUUUACGGCGACUCCGCGGCGGAGAUAUUCGAGGCGGUUCUGAGGGGGAAUUUGAGGUUUCCGACGAGAAUCUUCAGGACGGUGUCACCGGCGGCGAAAGAUUUGCUCAGGAAGAUGAUCUGUAAGGAUGUUUCAAGGCGAUUGUCGGCGGAACAGGCACUGAGACACCCAUGGAUCACAAACGGAGGAGAGAUCUGAAGUUGUGAACUCAAACUCAAACGGUUAAACCGAGCUCUGUAUGUUGUACAUAUACACCGUCCCCUGGUUUCGGAGAGAGACAAAAACCCAGUCAAUCUACAUGAGGGUUUUUUUUCUUUUUUCUUUUUUUCUUUUUUACCUGAGAAAAUGUAAUGCAGAGCGAAUGAUAAUGAGGCUGUAUAUAUGAACGGGACUAGAAUAAAGUUCAUAUUUUGUGAAUUAGAAAUAAGAAUCUUUUUUCCUUUGCAA